Ciona intestinalis (vase tunicate) is the source of this 674-nucleotide messenger RNA. Its product is annotated as succinate dehydrogenase [ubiquinone] cytochrome b small subunit, mitochondrial. Gene Ontology annotation, molecular function: ubiquinone binding; heme binding. NCBI's taxonomy places the organism in Eukaryota, Metazoa, Chordata, Ascidiacea, Phlebobranchia, Cionidae. The record is from RefSeq and is a predicted model, not a curated record. Gene Ontology annotation, cellular component: membrane; respiratory chain complex II (succinate dehydrogenase); mitochondrial envelope. Gene Ontology annotation, biological process: mitochondrial electron transport, succinate to ubiquinone; tricarboxylic acid cycle.
AUGUAGUUUAUAAAGUGACAUAGGAACAGUUAUAUAAAGUGCAAUCUGAUCCUAAAAAUGAAUUUUGCUGCAUUAAGAGUUGUCAGAUGCAUGAAAGUGCAGUCCAUAGUUGCUGGUCACAGAGUUCCACAUGUACUUACAUCAUGCAUUAGACAACCAAUUCAAACCAUCAAUACAUCAUCAGCACAUAAUGAGAUCAGUUCACAAGAAUCAUUUGAGUUACGACACCAAGUAUCUUCUAUGAAGAAAAACAACACUAACUGGGUGAUGUACCGAGCUGGUUCCGUUGGUUUGUUAGCAGCUGUUGCUGGUUGUUUUAUUUGUCCCGGAAAUGCUAUCGUUGAUUUUGCAACCAUCACCUUGAUUGUACAUCACAACUACUUUGGUAUCAAGUCAGUGUUGGCGGACUACAUGCCCUUGUUCUUCAAGGACGGCUUCACCAACAUGGUGAUGAUUGCAUGGCUUAUCAUAAGCAUUGUAACACUGGGGUUACUUUAUGCUUUUAACUACAACAACAUUGGCUUUUCAAAAGCUGUCAACAAUUUCUUUAAGUUAUAGUUUAUUGUUUCGUUUGAUACAAAGUCAAAUCACGCUGUACAUUACGAGCAGUUCCGUUUCGCAAAGUUCGCCAUGUUUCAUUUGUUGAUAAAUAUAAGUUGAUAAUCAAGAGUGUA